AUGGCCAGUUCUACUACAGCAGCAGAGACUUCCUUUCAUGUUCGUUCAGUCAGUCUGCCAUCCCAAGUUCAACCAACAACGCUAUGGAUCAUAGGAGAGCUGCAAAAACUCAAUACUUUUGUAGAAUCAUCAGUUUCGACAGUGCCCUCCAUGACAAGGGAGAUGAUUUCCAAUGGAUUGAGGCAGCUUGCUAAUAUGCAUGAUGGAAUUGAGGAUCUUCUUCGCCUUCCAAGCAUCCAACAAGGCCUAUUCUACUCUGACCAGAGGAAAUGGUUGGAGGAGGAUGUGGAGGGAUUAAUGAGGUUACUGGACCUCAGUGGUACCAUGAAGGAUGAAACCACCACAUUGAAAGAGUAUGUUCAUGAUCUUCGGUUUGCACUUGGAAGAAGAGGCGACAACUCUACUGGACAAAGGGUGCAGGAUUACGUUCGCUCGCGGAAGGAGAUACAGAAGAUCAUUAAGAAAAGCUAUAAAGAUUUGAAGCAAAUGGAUGGCAGAUGUCAACCAGCCUCUCUGAUCGCAAGACCUGAACCUCUCGGUGGUCUUAAAUGUGUUGAAUGA
Molecule: messenger RNA, 561 nt
Organism: Musa acuminata AAA Group (dessert banana)
Lineage: Eukaryota; Viridiplantae; Streptophyta; Magnoliopsida; Zingiberales; Musaceae
Exons: 1
Coding region: 1-561 (186 amino acids)
Biological process (GO): root development; shoot system development
Source: RefSeq, a predicted model, not a curated record